GAGGAGGCGGAUCCGGGCGCUGCGUUGGCUGCGGCCUGGCACCAAGGGGGCGGCCCCGGCGGAGUGCAGACCCAGCGGCCCCCGGUGAUUAUGGACCCGGCCGAGGCGGUGCUGCAGGAAAAAGCGCUCAAGUUUAUGGGUAAAUAACCCAGGAGUGGAGUUGCUGGAUCAUAUGUGCUCUAUGCCCAGGUCUCUGUGGCUGGGCUGCUCCAGCCUGGCGGACAGCAUGCCUUCGCUGCGAUGCCUGUAUAACCCAGGGACUGGCGCACUCACAGCUUUCCAGAAUUCCUCAGAGAGAGAAGACUGUAAUAAUGGCGAACCCCCUAGGAAGAUAAUACCAGAGAAGAAUUCACUUAGACAGACUUAUAACAGCUGUGCCAGACUCUGCUUAAACCAAGAAACAGUAUGUCUAGCAAGUACUGCUAUGAAGACUGAAAAUUGUGUGGCCAAAACAAAACUUGCCAAUGGCACUUCCAGUAUGAUUGUGCCCAAGCAACGAAAACUCUCAGCAAGCUAUGAGAAGGAAAAGGAACUGUGUGUCAAAUAUUUUGAGCAGUGGUCAGAGUCCGAUCAAGUGGAAUUUGUGGAACAUCUUAUAUCCCAAAUGUGUCAUUACCAACAUGGGCACAUAAACUCAUAUCUUAAACCUAUGUUGCAGAGGGAUUUCAUAACUGCUCUGCCAGCCCGGGGUUUGGAUCACAUUGCUGAGAACAUUCUGUCAUACCUGGAUGCCAAAUCGCUAUGUGCUGCUGAACUUGUAUGUAAGGAAUGGUACCGAGUGACCUCUGAUGGCAUGUUAUGGAAGAAGCUCAUCGAGAGAAUGGUCAGGACAGAUUCUCUGUGGAGAGGCCUGGCAGAACGAAGAGGGUGGGGACAGUAUUUGUUCAAAAACAAACCUCCUGAUGGGAACGCUCCUCCCAACUCUUUUUAUAGAGCACUUUAUCCUAAAAUUAUACAAGACAUUGAGACAAUAGAAUCUAAUUGGAGAUGUGGAAGACAUAGUUUACAGAGAAUCCACUGCCGAAGUGAAACAAGUAAAGGAGUUUACUGUUUACAGUAUGAUGAUCAGAAGAUAGUAAGCGGCCUUCGAGACAACACAAUCAAGAUCUGGGAUAAAAGCACGUUGGAAUGCAAGCGAAUUCUCACAGGCCACACGGGUUCUGUCCUGUGUCUCCAGUAUGAUGAGAGGGUGAUCAUAACGGGAUCAUCGGAUUCUACGGUCAGGGUGUGGGAUGUAAAUACAGGUGAAAUGCUAAACACGCUAAUUCACCAUUGUGAAGCAGUUCUGCACUUACGUUUCAAUAAUGGCAUGAUGGUGACCUGCUCUAAAGACCGUUCCAUUGCUGUAUGGGAUAUGGCCUCCCCAACUGACAUUACCCUCCGGAGGGUACUAGUUGGACAUCGAGCUGCUGUCAAUGUUGUAGACUUUGAUGACAAGUACAUCGUUUCUGCAUCUGGAGAUAGGACUAUAAAGGUAUGGAACACAAGUACUUGUGAAUUUGUAAGGACCUUAAAUGGACACAAACGUGGCAUUGCCUGUUUGCAGUACAGAGACAGACUGGUUGUGAGUGGCUCAUCUGACAAUACUAUCAGAUUAUGGGACAUAGAAUGUGGUGCAUGUUUACGAGUGUUAGAAGGCCACGAGGAACUGGUGCGUUGUAUUCGAUUUGAUAACAAGAGGAUAGUCAGUGGGGCCUAUGAUGGAAAAAUUAAAGUGUGGGAUCUUGUAGCUGCUUUGGACCCCCGUGCUCCUGCAGGGACUCUCUGUCUACGGACCCUUGUGGAGCAUUCUGGAAGAGUAUUCCGACUCCAGUUUGAUGAAUUCCAGAUUGUCAGUAGUUCACAUGAUGACACAAUCCUCAUCUGGGACUUCCUAAACGAUCCAGCUGCCCAAGCUGAACCCCCUCGCUCCCCUUCUCGAACAUACACCUAUAUCUCCAGAUAAAUAAUCAUACAGUGACCUCAUACUUGCCCAGGACUCAUUAAAGUUGCGGUAUUUAACAUAUCUGCCAAUACCAGGAUGAGCAACAACAGUAACAAUCAAACUACUACCCACUUCCCCGGACUAGCCGAGGAAUGGGGCUUUGAGACUCCUGUUGGGACACAGUUGGUCUGCAGUCGACCCAGGAUGGUCUACUCAGCACAGCUGACUGCUUCCGUGCUGCUAUCAGAAGAUGUCUUUAUCUUUUGUGAAUGAUUGGAACUUUUAAACCUCACCUCACCUCCUCUCCUUUCCUCUGCACCUGUUUUUCCUUAUUUGGUUCCAGACAAAGAUGACUUAUAAAUAUAUUUAGUGUUUUGCCAGAAUCUCUCUUGCUUUGCUGUUAAGCAGAAGAACUAGUUUCCCUAUAUAGCCUUCUGGGAGACCAACUUCUAUGGUACAGGGGGUAUAACUUCAAGCCAGACAGCACCUAGGAAUGCCCAGCACCCGGCAGUAUCAGCCCAGCCCCACUGUGCUUAGGAGGAGCUGUCUGUCUAUAUAGCCUUUGAGGAGAGAGAGAAAGAAAACAAAAAUACACACUGGAAGAUCUGGGCCUCUUUCCUUAAAUCUCUUUCUGUUUCUGUCCCUCUUCCCUUAUCCCCCACUCUCCUUCAACCUGUUUCUCUGCUGCACCUGAGAAGAAAGAGUAUGAAGAGAGGUUCUCAGUUAACAUGAGGCAAAUCAGUGAGAAAAUGCCACACUUGGAAGAGAUAAAUGCUGUUCAGUCGAAAUUUCAAAUGCAGGCUUUUGCUGCAGGUGACCUUGUAUGGCAGCAGUGGGUUCUUAGAAGGUACUCCCAUCAUAUUUGCAACUCUUCUCUCUCUCUUCUAACACCACCCCCCCUCCAAAAAUGGUGGGGGCAAGGGCAGAAAUUGCCUGGGCUCCAUCAAUGGCCGCAUCUUUUCUGGACUCAGCAGUCUCCUCGAUUCCAUGUAGAGUUUAGAAAAGAGUUGCUGAUUGCAUUUCCUCUCAUUAACAAUUAGAUGUGUAAUAAAAAGCAUUGUACUUCAUCUUAAAUCACUGGUAAGGUUCAGCUGAAAGGUUUGAAAUGGCCAGAGCCAGCUUCUGGGUGCAUUCUGCAUAAUGGUUCACACCUCUGAUUUGCUCAUCGGGGUCUGUGAGCACCCAGCACCUGUGUCUUUGCCAAGACCACAAUCAGAGAAGCUAAAGAGGUAGUCAGGGGUAAAAGUGGAUUUCUUUCUCAUUUAGAAUAGUAAAUAUAUCAUCUCUCAGAAAGCAAGCUAAUCAUCUCAACCUUAUACUGCAGAACCUUCCUCCUGCUUUUCCCAAACAUGGUAUUUUACAAAAGGGCAAAUCUGCCAGAAAGAGGAUCAGGGUGAAGUUUGGCACACAGGGUUUGCUAAAUGGGGCAGAAACUGCCUUCUCUUUCCUUUUAUUCCUUCCCUGGCCUUAUUUAACUCUCCACUUUCCCCAGUCAAUAAAAUUUCUCUGGAAGUUGGUAAACAACAUAAACAAAUGGACCUCAGCAAGGGCCAGGCCACCCUGACCGCUUAAAAGGCAGCUGUAUGAGUGUCGGGCAGGGCACAUAUGCCACCCCAACUUGGGAACACAGUUCUUACUACCAGCAUGUGCCCAGCUUGUUUCCCAGGGCAGCACGGAGCUGCAUCAGCCCUCUCGUGUAGCAUGGGCACACCCAUCACCGGCCCAAGGCCACACUGCAGUCUCUACUUUCUCUUGGAAGCUGAGCAGUCAAUCAGGUCUGUUUCUGUUCCCAAGCAAAGCAGUUGAGUAAAAGAAAGCCUCUUUUUAACCAGCUGCUGUAAAAGCAUCAGAAUGGGAGCCAGUUGCAGAUGACCUCUAACCCAGACUACCUUUAGUUCAGCAAGGGGGAGAGGAAGAGAACGCCAUCUUCCCCCUUCCCUUCUGAUUUAACUGAAUGUUGUUGUUAUGUAUUGAGAGGCAAGUUAUGCACAUGCAUUUUUCCUUUCCAACUUCAUGAGUGCUUUUAAGCUUUUCAUUCCAGGAUAUAUUCAGGAAAUAUUUCCCAGUAUAAUAUGGCAUUGCCUGGGAAGUAUCUUCUCUUCCCAACUACCCAAAUGCUACAGAGAAAUGUUUCUAUGUAGCCAUCAUCAGAGUUCCUUGUCUAUUGUGUUGGCUACUUUUGGCUUUUUGAUUGGUUACAGAUUUUGCUACAGGUGAGGCAGAGGGCCAUCAGCCGGGAGUAAAACUCAUCAGCCCUGAGUAAGAUCAGGCAUUAAAGAGGCAUGGAUUUCAAGCUGUUUGAAAAUAUUGUCCAAUAGCCAUAACUUUACUAGCCCUUCUCUUAUAUGCUGCUAUUUAAAAGUGGGAGCUGUUGAAUAUUCAUUGGUGCCCGGGGUUUUGCUCUCCCAUUUAGGUUCAGUUGAAGGUAGAUAAUUUCUAAGAUUGUUUUGAAGCUUGUCCAGUACGAUCACAAAUGAGAUUGAGGGUGGAGCCUGCAGUCUGGAGCCGUUAGCUCCAUCAAGCAUGUUCUCCCCAAGUUGUCCUUUGCUGCUGAUGGAAAUGGGAAUGAAGUUAAGUGGUCUGAAAAACUGAGUCAGUCACAUUUCUCAGCUCUGGGGGUCAUUUACCAGUUCAUUGUAGAAGAAAUAAUCAGGUAAGUAGAAGUUCAUUUCCAGAGAAGGUAAACCCCACUUACCAUCUCUGCAUGAUUUCGGUGGGAAUUGAUUAUCACUAAUCCCCAACUGGGCUAGAAUAAAUGUAAAGUUUGACCUUUUUAAAAAGAAAAGAGAAACAAAGAAAGUCUCAAUACAACUAAAAGGAAUGGUAGAAAAGGAGCUGAAGGAGUCUCUUGGCUCUGAAAUGGCAUGUCUCCAUUGUAGAUUAGUCACUUCUCACUAAAAUUCCAGUGUGGGCCUGAAAACGGUGUUUCUUAAAGAUGGGAGGAAACCCCUUCAAAGGUGGGCACACAAGGAGCAUGUGCAUGCAUCUGCACCCAGGAGCUCUCCAGUCACACUGGGGCUGCUUGGACAAAACCAGCAUGCCUUGCUGCACAUAUAUGUAUUUUCACUGCUGAGAACACCCUUUUCCUUUCUUAUGUGCAAUUGGAAAGUGGACAUGAAUUGUGAAUGGAGGCCUUUUACACUUGUCCCUUGGCAAAAUUUUUUCUGGAGACUCUUCACCAGAAAUUUCAGAGACAGGACUCUCUGGAACUCUAUUGUCAAGUAAUAAAGUCUGGCCCUCAUAACUUGUUUCUGAACUGGAAAAAAAAAAACCCUUAGGCCCCUAAAUCAUUCUGUUUUCUGCUUAAGAAAAAUCUUUUUUAUUUUUCUUUUGUAAAGUCAUAAGCUGAAGAGAAGAAAAUAUGCACUCUUUUCUCCUCUGCCGUCUCCUGGUACCCAUUGGUCAGAACAGCUGUGGUUGGUCUACUCCUUGCUUAGCACUUGACUGUAUGUGGAAACCAAGGGCUUGGGGUGGAGGGUGGUGAGGGAUAUUGAAAAUAGAGUGGUUUUUUUUCUUUCCUAGAAGUAGAUUAGAUACCUUGGUAUUGUUGACCUUCUUGGCAUCUUCCAUUUUAGAUGUAACAUCUUCCUGUCUGAAGUGCGAGCAGUCCAACCCAGAAUGGUGCAGGCAUGAGAGCCUAGGCUGCAAGCUUAAUUUGGGAGGAAUCCAAAGGUACUUCUUAGUGGAAAAAGGGAUGCUUAGAUACCCACCACCUGUGACCAUCACACUCUUUGAUGAUCAGGUUUACCAUAUGACUUUAAUCCACAUUUCUGAUCUCCUUCCCUAUUUGGAUGAGCUGAACAGAUAUCCCAAGAGCUGGAAAACAUGAAAAGGUGCCCUUGCUUCUUCUUGCCUUCCUCUUUUCCCUCCUAGAAUAACUCUCACUUACAAUCAGCACACCUAAAGCCUGCAGGCUGACUUCAUCUCUCUGGGCUUCAUUUACACAGCUAAUCACGUACAGACCAGAGCUGCUUACUUAACAUUGGCACAACAUAAUCAGUGUCAGAAAGAUAGCCAUCUCUUAGGGUAAUAAAGCUGAGUUUUGCUGGUUCUGUCUGUAGUUCAUUUGUGACUUAAGGAUACUUGGAACUGAGGAGAGAAACCAAAAGAGCACAAUUAUGGCUGCCUGAUUUCUAGUGGAACUUAAUGCAUUGAUAUCCAGAAACCUCUUCUGUUAGAAAUUGAGUGCAAAAUUGAUCUACAAUUUCCUGAAGUCAGAUGACCUCUAAAAUAUGCUCUCCAGCUCACCCAGCUUCUGGUUGGCUGUGUGUAUAUUUAAGGAUCAGGGUGGUAAAUGGCAUUAUAAAGUGUCCCUUCCUCUCUUAUCCAUUUCUCUUCUUGGACACUGAAGGAAAAGACCAACAAGGAGGGUUAGACCUUUGGGUACCAAGGAAACUAACACCUUCCCAAAUCAGUGAUCACCCAAGCCCAUCCAGACUGUUGUAAGGCAUGUUCGCUGGACUUCAGCUGUGGGGCAGGCCUGGCAACGAGUGUGAGCUUCCCUGAGAGCUUUCAGUUGGUUUGGCUCAGCCCUCUGUUCUCUAGACUCUUAAGUACUGACUGCUUUGACUUUUGUGGUUAUGUUAUCGUGAUGUGUAGUCAAGGUACAAAUAUGUUCACAACCUAGGAUCAUGGUAAAAUAGUGUGUUCUGAAUUUUUUUAACUGUUCCAAAAAAAGUAACUUAAAUUACAAAUAUAAGAUUAAAGUGAGUUUUCUAA
Messenger RNA from Canis lupus familiaris (dog), 6643 nucleotides. RefSeq names its product beta-transducin repeat containing E3 ubiquitin protein ligase (gene BTRC). The transcript is spliced from 16 exons. Bases 173 to 1945 code for a protein of 590 amino acids. Lineage: Eukaryota; Metazoa; Chordata; Mammalia; Carnivora; Canidae. Gene Ontology annotation, molecular function: protein dimerization activity. The record is from RefSeq and is a predicted model, not a curated record.